AUGCGAACAGUGCACGCGCACCCCCACAAGCUGUUUUCUCGAUGCCAUCGCUAUCUUCAGGCUUACCGCCAUCGCUACCACCACCACCAGGACCCCCACCUCCGCAGUCAACUGCAUACGCUCGUGAAACAGUUCCACCACCUCCGAGGCCACCGCAUCCGCCGCCACCUUCUGGGCCACCACCUACACAACGUUGUUUGCCCAAAACUCUUCGAGAUCCACCACCACCUGGCCCACCUCCAUCACUUGGGCUACCUCCUCCCCCUGGUCCACCUCCACCAUCUGGCCCACCACCACUUUCUGCGCCGCCUUCGCGGCGUUACUGAUGUGCUGUUCCUUGCGUUGUUUUUCUUACAUGUCGUAUUUUUUUCUCUGUGUGUGUGCGUGUAA
Messenger RNA from Leishmania braziliensis MHOM/BR/75/M2904, 390 nucleotides. RefSeq lists its product as hypothetical. Lineage: Eukaryota; Euglenozoa; Kinetoplastea; Trypanosomatida; Trypanosomatidae. The record is from RefSeq and is a predicted model, not a curated record. Bases 1 to 390 code for a protein of 129 amino acids. The transcript has a single exon.